Bombus pyrosoma is the source of this 1791-nucleotide messenger RNA. RefSeq names its product proliferation-associated protein 2G4. The record is from RefSeq and is a predicted model, not a curated record. Bases 73 to 1236 code for a protein of 387 amino acids. The transcript is spliced from 7 exons. NCBI's taxonomy places the organism in Eukaryota, Metazoa, Arthropoda, Insecta, Hymenoptera, Apidae.
ACUGUUACAGGAAGCAACUGCAAAGAAGCAGUCUAUCUAAGUCACGUGAUCGUAACAUAGUGUGCUGAAGACAUGGCGGACAAAGAGGAGACUGAGAGAACCAUCGCCGAAGACAUCGUUGUCACCAAGUAUAAAAUGGCCGGUGACAUCGUAAAUCGGGUAUUAAAGCAAGUCUUAGAUAAGUGCGUUGCUGGAGCAUCAGUAAGAGAAAUUUGUGAGAUUGGAGAUGAACUGAUAUUGGACGAGACCAAUAAGGUCUUUAAAAAGGAAAAAGAGCUGAAGAAGGGAAUUGCUUUCCCUACAUGCAUAUCGGUGAAUAAUUGCAUAUGUCAUUUUUCACCAAUUGCAAGUGAACCAGAUCUCAUACUCAAAGAUGAGGACAUGGUAAAAGUAGAUCUUGGAGCACAUGUUGAUGGCUUCAUAGCAGUUGUGGCACAUACUAUUGUUAUAGGUUCUUCGUCACAAAAAAAAGUUACUGGUAGAAAAGCAGAUGUAGUGUUAGCUGCACACUAUGCAUCACAAGCCGCAUUGAGGCUUUUACAGCCAGGUACAGAGACGUACACGAUAACGGAGACAGUAGAAAAAAUUUGCGAUGUGUACAAGUGUAAACCAAUUGAAGGAAUGUUAAGUCACCAAUUGAAACAGUUUAAGAUAGACGGAGAAAAAACUAUUAUCCAAAAUCCAAAUGAUGCACAGAAGAAAGAACAUGAAAAAUACACUCUUGAAGCUUAUGAGGUAUACGCAAUGGAUGUGCUGGUUAGCACUGGCGAAGGAGUGGGCCGAGAACAGGACACCCGGGUUACUAUAUUUAAAAAAACAGAGGAAACAUAUCAACUGAAAUUGAAAGCGUCUCGCAUGUUUUACUCUGAAGUCACUCAUAAACACGGCCUUAUGCCGUUCAAUUUACGUACUUUCGAGGACGAGAAGAAGGCAAAAAUGGCAGUUGUAGAAUGCGUAAAUCAUAGGUUGAUUGAACCAUUCCAAGUACUAUAUGAAAAACCAAAUGAAUUUGCUGCACAAUUCAAAUUCACAGUACUAGUAAUGCACAAUCGGCAACACAAGAUUACAGGAAUUCCUUUAGACCUUGAUAUUUAUCAAUCGGAAUAUGCUGUUAAAGAUCCUGAAUUGAAGACCCUUUUGUACACCUCGGUAAACCCGAGAACUGCAAAGAGAAUGAGGAAGAAGGCAGAGAAAGCUGCAGGUGAAGUGGCGAUGGAAGUUGAUGCCAAGGCCUAACACAACCGUUUUAGCGUUCUUCAUGACGUAUUAACAUCAUGCACUUUGUGUUAUCUUUUGUUAAGCAGCUUCAGAGCAGAAAUUAGACACUUUUUAACGUCACUAUACCUCAAAUAUUUGUCUUUUUGUUGAGACGACAUUGAUAAAUCGUGAUUCUUCAUAUCGUUAUACCUUUCGCAUUUUUAUAUUGCUGUUUGUUUAAUUAAAUAACUGUGUCUAUGUAAAUCCAGGAAUUUCUAUGAUAAAAAAGUGUCGUAUUCUGCCCUGGACAAUUCGGACUUCACGACACUUAUUAUGCCACACUUACGUUUUUAUACCGGACUAUUUUUUCAUGGACCAUGGUAUUAUUAUACAUGAAACAAUGAUUAUUCAUAAGACAUUUUACAGCCGAUGUAUUACAUUUCGAACAUGUGAAAUUUAUUUUUCAAAUAGUGGUCGAAAUAUAAUGAAUGUAUUGUGCGACUUAAUUCGGCCGAGCCAGAAAGUGAAACGCACGUGCAUUCAUAUGUUUCUUUUAUGAAAGAAACGAAUAAAAUGCGAAUUUGAUUUUGUAAA